CGCUUCAUGCAAUGGACAUGCGCUGCUACCAUGCAGGUGGUCCAUUACAGCAUGGAGACAUUGAGAGCAAAAAUGGAAUGUAACAAGAGAUAAAGCACCAGGAGAACAACAAUAAUCACUUAUUGUUUCUCUUCAUUGAAAGAUAAAUCCCAACAUGGCAUCAGAUGAUAUUAAUCUGCUGGUCAUCGUCGUGGAUGUAAAUCCGAUAUGGUGGGGGCAGCAAGCUCAACGCGAGACAGAGCUCACCCUGUCCAAGUGUCUGGAUGCAGUCAUGGUGCUGGGGAACUCCCACAUGGCCAUGUCCAGGACCAACAAGCUGGCUGUCAUCGCCAGCCACUGUCAGGACAGUCACUUCCUAUAUCCCGGUAAGAGCUGGGGAGCGGGCGACAGCUGUGAGGAGGAUGCUUCCUCCAGUGGGGAUGAAUAUGAACUCCUGUCAGUCGCUAAUAACUUUAUUGCUGAAGAAAUCAGGAAGGUUAUUGCAAAAACGGAUGUGACGGGAAAUUCCACAGAUACUCUGUUGGCUGGGUCACUGGCCAAAGCUCUGUGCUAUAUUAACAGAGUCGCAAAAGAUCAUGAAGUUGGACAAGAAACAAAAUCAAGAAUAUUGGUGAUAAAAGCAGCCGAGGACUGUGCCCUACAGUACAUGAACUUCAUGAAUGUCAUUUUUGCUUCCCAGAAGCAGAACAUCCUGAUAGAUGCCUGUGUGUUGGACUCAGACUCGGGUCUCCUUCAGCAGGCUUGCGAUAUAACUGGAGGAUUGUACCUCAAGAUACCACAAAAAGUUGCUUUGGCACAAUACCUUUUGUGGGUGUUCCUGCCUGACUGUGAGCAGCGGGCCCAGCUGGUUCUUCCUCCACCUGUGCACGUGGACUACAGAGCCGCAUGCUUCUGCCACAGGAACCUCAUUGAGAUUGGCUAUGUGUGCUCAGUAUGUCUAUCAAUAUUCUGCAACUUCAGCCCCAUCUGCACAACCUGCGAGACUGCCUUCAAAAUCCAACUACCACAGAUGGUCAAGCCCAAAAAGAAGAAACUCAAGCAACAAACAUGAUUUCUGCUAGAAUAGAAAUAAUGUAGAGGAUUUAGUUUUCAUUUUUAUAUUAGGAUUAUACCAUUUUGUGUGGUAUAGAUUUGUACGCGCUUCAGUGACAUCCUUUAGCCAUAUGAACAUGUUGAAUGUACUUACAUGUUCAGGCUGAUUACUUCACUUCAACAGUUCUCUAGUCUAAAUAAUACAAACAUUCCAGUCUCAUCUCAUUAUACCAAAUACUUCCUUGUGGUAAAAAGCUGUUCCAGUGAAUCACAAGUGCCAUUAAUGUUCAUGCUGUUGGAAAAAGAUUGGCUGAGCCUACAUGUAAAUGGAUUCACUGCUUUUGGAAAAAAUACCUUUCUGAUUUUUUAUGAACAUUUUUACAAAAUAAAAAAACAUCCUAAAAUUGUC
Trematomus bernacchii (emerald rockcod) is the source of this 1441-nucleotide messenger RNA. RefSeq names its product general transcription factor IIH, polypeptide 3 (gene gtf2h3). The record is from RefSeq and is a predicted model, not a curated record. Gene Ontology annotation, cellular component: transcription factor TFIIH holo complex; transcription factor TFIIH core complex. Gene Ontology annotation, biological process: nucleotide-excision repair; regulation of DNA-templated transcription. NCBI's taxonomy places the organism in Eukaryota, Metazoa, Chordata, Actinopteri, Perciformes, Nototheniidae.